GCAGUAAGAACCUCUGUAUCUGCUUCAGUGAAAAGGUCCAGUUCCUGACCAGACUUUCUGCAUUCAUUCAGUAAUGCUACAUGGUUGUUUGGCAAGACAAGUAUUAAACAGAGACCGACUGGGAUCCAGCCCAGGAUACAGGGAGAAGUCACCAGAUAUUCACCAUGGAGAGAAUGUCCUUGAAGGAGAGGAUGGGGGCGCAGCUGAUGAAGGAGCUGAACCUGAACCCUAAAAAACCAAAAAACACAAAAAAAGCAGUCAAGGGGUUCACUGACUUUAUACAGAACAUGGAGACAGAGGAGACCAACAGUUACAAUAACAAAGAAAUGUUGCUGGAGCUAGAGAAGGAGUACAUUGAAGCAGCAAAGAUAAAUGAUGUACAGACCAUGAAGAUUCUGGGAAGGGCAGUCAAGGUUGACGCAAAGAACUUGCAUGAUCGCACUGCCCUGCACUAUGCAGUUGCUGGAAAAAACAUAGAGGCCGUCCAAGUCCUUCUCCAGCGCAGAGCAAAUAUCAAUCAAGAGGACAAGCAUGGAGUGACAGCCAUCCACCUGGCUGCCUGGUUUGGGAGUCUUCCCAUCCUGAAGUUGCUUGUGCAGGGUGGUGCUGAUCAGAAGGUUGAGAAUGCGCUGGGAAUGAACAUCAUGCACUGUGCUGCCAUCAACAACCACACUGACAUAAUGACAUUCAUCAUCUACGACCUGAUGAUGAAAGAACUGGACAAAGAGGACCUGUCUGGACACAGAGCGUUUGCUUUGGCAGCAGAGCAUGGCUCUGUGGAGAUGCUGCAGAUGUUGAUGGAGGAGACGUACAAUAUGGCCACCAUGGAGGAAGACCAGAAUGGGAACACACCUCUGCAUUUGGCUGCCAGCAAUGGCCACUUGGAUGUCGUCCAGCUACUGCUGAAGAGCUUUGAAACUCGCAAUGAAGUCAAUACGGCUGGGGAGACGGCUCUAUACCUGGCUGCUGCCGCUGCCCAUGAGGACUGCGUCCAGGCUCUGUUGGAGGCAGGCUGUGACCCAAACAUUGUCACCAUGGACCAAAGCAGUGCUCUACACCCUGUCUCUGAGAAAGGCAACACAUCGUUGGUGAGACUCCUCAUAGAGAACUCGGCCCAGGUGGACUUACAAAACCAGCACCUCCAGGCUCCUCUCUACCUGGCAGUGAAAAACUGUCACAUCCCUGUCAUCCACACACUGCUCGAGGCUGGCUGCAACAUCAACGUCACUGAUCACAGGUCCCAGACUGUCCUGCAUGUAGCUGCAGAGCUUGCCAGAGUGGACACUGUUGAGAUGCUUCUGAAAGCUGGGAUGGACCUAGUCCUCCAAGACAAGCAGGGUAAGACAGCACUGGGUGUGGCAGCCCGAGCAGACGAGGUCAUCAUCGUGGACAUGAUCAUCAAGGCAGAGAGAUAUUUGACAUGGAGGAUGGCCAACACUGAGCUUAAUGAGAACCUUCACAGCCAGACUCCGCUGACGUUUAAAUUAGACCACCGCACGGAGAGCAAACAGACCCGCGGCAGCGCCUGGCACCUGGCCUACCGCCUGCUGAAGCCAGGCGACUGGAAGAGGCUGGCGCUGCACUGGCAUUUCACUGAGCAGCAGGUGGCUGCCAUUGAGGAGCAGUGGACAGGGCAGCAGAGCUACCAGGAACAUGGGAACAGAAUGCUGUUGAUCUGGCUUCAUGGGGUAGAGCUGGCCCAAAGGAGUCCUGCUAAAGAGCUGUACCAGGGCCUGCUUGCCAUAGGCAACAAGACCAUAGCAGAUAAAAUACGAAUGGACAGAGAGGAAGGAGACAUGAAGAAAUGCAUCCUUUCAUAAAGGUGGAAAAAAAUGACAUGGGCAUAUGUUGAGUCAACAAGAUUCUUUUUUCAAUUGAUCUUUAUGUAUAUAUUUAGUGAAUGGUUUAUUAUUCUAUGAGCCCAUUUUCUUCCAAUUCAUGUUUUAUUCAUGUCCCAUCAUUCCAGCAAUUUACAUUAAGGGUUUACGGUGCAGAAUGUGGCUAAAACAUAAACAUAUGGCUUUGAUAUAAUCCUGAAAAUUUGAACACAGGUGUUUUCCACACAUCAACAAUUUUAGGUUAAACCUGGGAUGAAAACUAGUCACCUUAUGCGAAAUUCGCCGUUUUGAAUCCAAAAUGUGAUUCAUGUAGAUCCGAUGAGAAAAGUUUGGAAGGGAGGGGCUUUGGAUCACUACUAGCUUUAAGUGAACGAGUGAUGCGCGUUAGGAGCAAUACUGGCUGUAUCCAAGGCUAAGCCAAGCCAGUCGUUCACAUAACGACAGAAUGCAGCACGCGACUUAAGAGAUAAGAGACAACCAACUUGCUAGUUACAGCAUCAGCGCGUGCUCUGGAAAUACAGCGGGAGAGUGGAAAGAGGUAGCUGAGAGGCCUGACCACCGAGACGGGGUCAAGGAGAUGAAGCUUACUUCAUGAGCUGUAACCGAAAAACAGCUGGCAUUUGGAAAGUGUGGAACAAGUAUUGUUACGUAUCUUGCUAGCUGAAUCGAAUUAUAAUUUAGCAAGCCAGAGAAAUGUUGAGCAACAUUAGCCAAUUUAAACUCAAUUAUUUGAUCAGUUAUGGUGUGAAAAUUAGACAGCUAACGUUACAACAUCAGAUGCGCUAACGUUACUAACCUAACCAAUUCGCUAUAGUAUUAACUGGUAUACUACUCCUUGCCUUCCCUCAAGUUAUAACGCGUUAGUUGCUUACUGGACCCUGGCAAGCUGUGUGAAAUGUUAACUAUCAAAAGUAACGUUGUGUGGUUAAUUUAAAGAAUUAGAUGAACAUGAGGCAGGGAUGAAGUGUAGCUUGGCCUGGCUUAAACUGGAUGCCACCAUAGAGGUGAAAGGAACACCACACACUUGUGGGGUAUGCCAGGUGUAUUCUCUGCCUGAAAGAUCAAUUAUGCAAACAAAGGGUAUCAUGCUCUGCUGGCACAUUGUAGAACAUGUGUACAAUGUAAUAAUGUGUAGCCCAAAGAUAGCUAUUGUUGUGUUGAAUGUGACAGUAACGUGUGAGUGAGGGGGGAUUAUUACAUGUUUUACUCGGUGAACAUUUUUGCACACAGCCAUGUGCACUUGCUCGAUGUCUACUAUAGUGGCCACUAUAAUAGAGCAAAAAUAGAAUGCCUGUUUUUCAAUCAAAUUUGAUUAGUCACAUGCGCCGAAGACAACAGGUGUAGCAGUAAAAUGCUUACUUACGAGCCCCGAACCAACAAUGCAGUUUCAAAAAAUACGCAUAAGAGAUGAUAAAAGUAACAAGUAAUUCUAUUUCUACUUUGUUUUAUUUAGAUGUGUGUGGUCACAACCAUUCUAUUAUAAAGGCUGUCAUGGCUAACUGCAAUAUUAGUGUAUUAUUCUGUCAAGACUUGAGUGUCAUUUGCAGUAAA
This is a messenger RNA of Salvelinus fontinalis (brook trout), 3389 nucleotides long. RefSeq names its product ankyrin repeat and death domain-containing protein 1A-like. The coding region runs from base 165 to 1820 and encodes 551 amino acids. The transcript has 15 exons. The record is from RefSeq and is a predicted model, not a curated record. Lineage: Eukaryota; Metazoa; Chordata; Actinopteri; Salmoniformes; Salmonidae. Gene Ontology annotation, biological process: signal transduction. Gene Ontology annotation, molecular function: protein binding.